AUGGGCCAAAGGAGACAGGCCAAGUUUCAGUAUGGCAAAUCAAAGACUUCAAGAACUAGCCCAGUUAAAUUUGAGAAAGAAACAAUUGUUGAUAGUGAUGAGAUUUUUGAUGCAGUCGGGCAAUCAAAAUUUGUUCUAGAGAACCUUCACCAUUACACAGUCCAUCCAAAUUUGGCCCAGUACUAUGAGCCUUUGAAGCCCACUGCACUGCAUAAAUUCCUGGCUCGAAACAGGAAAAUUCAAAGCUUCACAUUGAAAGUAACAGAGUAUGAUCAGGAUAAGACCUUACUGAUUAUGACCAACAACCCACUUCCCUGCCCAAUCGACCAUCAAGGAAAGGACAUGACAUCAAAAUACUUUUCCAGUGAGUUACUGCUCAAGGAAAGUCAUCAGCACAAGCCCACUGAGAACUUCUUCCUACCUCUGAUGUCUCAGAAAAAAAAGUUAAGAUCUGGGCUGAAACCAGUCUUCCCUGUGACACUGUUGGAGGACCCUAAAUCCAAGAGAGAACAAUGGUUUAGGUUUUCCACGGACAAGGAUUUCAAGAGUGAAGGGAAGUAUUCAAAGGUCUAUGCUUUGAGAAAACAGAAAAAAAUGUACCCUCAGCUCAACUUUGCUCCAGUCUGUAAAAGAGAGCUGAGGAGUGACGUCUCCAAGAAGUCAGGGAACGACCUGCCAACUUCCCAGAUGAUUUGGGAACCAUUAACCCUUUCAUCACUCCUGGAAGAGAAGCCCACCAGAACCGCGCCAGGAGAGAGCGCGUUCCGCAACGGAAGGGCCGAGCAGUGGAUUAUAAAAAACGAUGAAAGCAAACCCUACAUGCCCCUCGCCUCAUCUCCAGAGACUGAGGGGCCUGGAGAAGUCGCCAUUUAG
Molecule: messenger RNA, 873 nt
Organism: Balaenoptera ricei (Rice's whale)
Lineage: Eukaryota; Metazoa; Chordata; Mammalia; Artiodactyla; Balaenopteridae
Gene: TSGA13
Product: testis specific 13
Exons: 7
Coding region: 1-873 (290 amino acids)
Source: RefSeq, a predicted model, not a curated record